Closterium sp. Naga37s-1 is the source of this 362-nucleotide messenger RNA. The record is from the annotation of a GenBank genome assembly. Lineage: Eukaryota; Viridiplantae; Streptophyta; Zygnematophyceae; Desmidiales; Closteriaceae.
AUGUGCAGCCGCGCUCCCUCGUGCCCCUUCAUAUUUUCUGAGCCCCUUCCCCCCUUCUCCCCUCCCCCUCCCCCUCCCUUCUCUUCUUCCCCCCCCUCUCCUCCCUCGCUUAGUCUCCAUGCUCUCUCACUUUCCUCCCCUUCCUCACGUGCUCUCCGUCCUUUCUUACUCUCCCCUCCUCCACUGACCUGUUUUGCAUGCGUUCUCACGCCCUCCCCUCCCCCUCACAUGCUCUGGGGGUUGCACGGACCAUGGCGGGCUGGAGCUGUGGGAGGGGCGAUUAUGCAUGGUGGACCUCUUCAGGAAGAGGCUGGGGGGAGGAGUGAAUACUUCUGCGUGCUGGAGCUGUGGGAAAGGCAGCC